Neurospora tetrasperma FGSC 2508 is the source of this 869-nucleotide messenger RNA. RefSeq lists its product as uncharacterized. Lineage: Eukaryota; Fungi; Ascomycota; Sordariomycetes; Sordariales; Sordariaceae. Gene Ontology annotation, biological process: regulation of transcription by RNA polymerase II; termination of RNA polymerase II transcription. The record is from RefSeq and is a predicted model, not a curated record. Gene Ontology annotation, cellular component: core mediator complex; mediator complex. Gene Ontology annotation, molecular function: transcription coregulator activity. The coding region runs from base 1 to 840 and encodes 279 amino acids. The transcript has a single exon.
AUGCCCGUCGAAGUCUUCCUCAUCACCGUCGUGCCUGCAGCCGAUACCACCAAAGCCCGCUCGGUCCUCCACGGCUACACCGAGACGCGUCCCGUCACGCACCGUUUCACCCGUGUGCGGCACGUUCGUCGCCUCGACCAGUCUAUCCGGGGCAUCCCCAUCCUGAGGUCCCUGCAGUCCUCGAACCCCAAGCCCGACAGCCUAGCACAAUGGCAGGACCUGCACUCGACGCUGUCUAGGCAGCAAUACAUGCUGACUGAACGUGUCGAUAUAACCCAAGACGCCGAGGCUGCCGUGGCUGCUGGUCAGCCGGUGCCCAUGUCGGAGCAGACGCAAAAAGGCGAAAGGAUCCUACGCUUCAAUGACUUUCCUGACCCUCCCAACCCCCGAGUCCCCCAAACGGUGAUGCAGCGCAAACAAAUCGACAUCCGCGAGCCCGGCCCCUUGCUCGAGCAGCACAUGGCCGAUUCCGGCUUCUCCGUGGCCAACGAGUACAUUGAAGAGACGUACCACUGGUGGGACAACAACAACCUCGAGUUCGUUCUGUGGAGGCAGUACAACGACCUUCCGAAUCCCACUCCGGCGCCGCUUGUCCAAGCUCCCGAUCAAGCGAACUGGAUGGUGCCUGACAUGAGCAAGAUGGAGCCUGUGGCGCCUUUCUGGAUGUUGUAUGUGCGUGCCCUGGUAGAUGCCAACCCGGUAGACAGGAUGGCGGAAAGAAUGGCGGAGGCGCAUGGCAGGUUGGGAAAGGUGGAGAAGGAGCUGGAGGGCGUGUUCAGCUUUAUGGUAUUUGACCGCAGGGCGCUUGAUACAAGGUAUACGGGGGAGGACCCGGAGUAAGAAGUAGACUACCGAGCCUUGGGGGGAAA